Messenger RNA from Paraglomus brasilianum, 197 nucleotides. The record is from the annotation of a GenBank genome assembly. Lineage: Eukaryota; Fungi; Glomeromycota; Glomeromycetes; Paraglomerales; Paraglomeraceae.
GGUUGAACGAGGCAAAGGAGCACUUAAGGAAGACAAAGGCUACGUUGGUGGAGUUUGAGGAAGAACAAACUGACUGGUGGGAAAUUGCUAAAGACAUUGAGACUGAAGUUGCUAAAUGGAGAAGGGACUGCAGCACAGCAGCAAAUGUGGAAGGAGAAGAAGAAACUCAAGAGGAAAGAGAAACUGGAGGAGGGUGA